AUGAGUUUGGUCGACGAAACAAGCUUUGCGACUGAGUUUCUCAGUAACUUGAGUACACGGCCUGUAAAAUAUCCGCAAGACUUUGCUCCACCCGCCCAAACACGACCAAGACCACCUGUAAGGUCUACACUUUCGCAUAGUAAUAAGAAUAAAUCAACAGGAAAACAAAAGCCACAAGAAACGCCCGAGGCUUUUGAAUCUUCUAAAGGAAUAGGCAUACCAAUCCAAGUCCAUGUAAAAUCAUUAAAGGGUGGUCAAACACAUACAGUUCAAUUAAGUAAUUCGGAAACUAUUCUUAAUUUAAAGGAGAGAUUAUGGCAACUUGUUUUAAUUUCUCCCGUAAACCAAAGAUUGAUACUGAAAGGGAAAGCAUUGGUAGACAACAAGACUUUGUUGGAAUAUGGUAUAAACGAUGGCACUACAAUACAUCUAGUCCAGAAAUCCGGGUCAGUUAGUUCGGAGCCGACAGUUACUGCUGGGGUUAACGCUGUACAAUCGGCACCAGUUGUUUCGUCUCAGGAAGCUCCGCAAAAUAUUAAAGAACAUAAAUCACACCAACUUUCUACCGCAGCAAUGGAAAAAUUGAAAGAUCCACAAUUUUUGCUCUCAUUGCGAUCAUUUUUAC
Molecule: messenger RNA, 625 nt
Organism: Racocetra persica
Lineage: Eukaryota; Fungi; Glomeromycota; Glomeromycetes; Diversisporales; Gigasporaceae
Source: the annotation of a GenBank genome assembly